AUGGACUUUUGGUCUCGUUUGAUCGGCGGCUCACGCGCGCUGUCCAAGUCCAAGGCCACAUCCCCUACAGAGCGACUGACGGCCUUUAAACGCGCCUGCAACGCUCUUCAACAAAUAUGGCGUUCAACCAAUACCCCCUCGGGCGAGCAAUCGGUGGCCCACGCGCGAGCCUACAUCGAGCGCCUCAACUCCAUCUUGAGUGAAGAAUCCCGCGGACCCGCACCACACCCCUGUGUCGCCUAUGCAGCGUCGUCUCAGGUCUUUGUCACAGUCACUAAGCUCGCUCUUUCAUUCUACGACGAUGGCGUUCUUAGAUCAGCCACUAUUUUCUUUAACACCCUGAUUGAUGCAGAGGUCGACGGCGUUGUGGAUAACCGACUCUUCGCCCGAGCACUGGUAGAUCUGGUUCGGCGUGCGGAGAAACCCUCCGAUGAGAUUGAAGGUCGACUCGUGGAAUUGCUCUUUGGAAUCGCCAACAACAUUCGUCUUCAGCCUGUCAUCUUGCCCGCGUGGUUUGUCCCUCGGGUAACCCCGGUCUCCCAGGACAGCGAAUCCCAGGCCCCGAGUGGGACGGAAUUCGCAGGGGCCACCAGAAAGGAUGAAUUUCCACUGUUUUAUCUCCUGGUCGACUAUGUCCACAGCGAGGGCCGCGCCGGCGAUUUUGCGCGCACGGGAUUGCUAUAUCUCAUCGAGACUGCCUCGCGGUCAAAGAACCUAGAGCGGUGGCUAAUUGAGAGUGACCUGGCCACGCUCAUGGCCACCGGCCUCGGUGCACUUUACAGCCAACUGGGACACCUCUCAUUCACCCCGGACGAGGAUGUCCCUCAUGUUGUCGUACUAUCCGACCAUGCCAAGCAGGAGACGGCCUUGAAGCCGACGCUGGGGCAGGCAAUGGAUGCCUUCAUGUCGUACCUGCUUUUCUGGCAGGACACCAUCGACCAUUGCAAGUCCGCGGAAGUGAACGAUACUUUGCUAGACCAUUUCCAAGUGCUAUUUCUAGAGCAAUUGCUAUAUCCCUCAUUAUUAGAAUCAUCAGAUGUUGCCGGCGGAUCGACGGCAGCGGUAUUAACAUACAUGUGCCGCAUCUUAGACUCGAUUGAGCAAGGUGAAUUGGUCCAUCGAAUUUUACAUUUCCUAUUGGCAUCAUCCCCUAGGCCAGAAGAGCAAAUGGAUAUGUCUGCGAGUCGACGGAAAUCAAUCAAUGUGCUCGCUGCACUGGCCUCCGAAGCAGCCCAGCCGUCCCCAUCUCUCUUCAAUCUGCGUGAUCUCUCCCUCCUGGGGCUUCAGUCCUCAAAUCGUCAAACUGUGCUAGCUACCUUGCGCCUCCUAACCACCGUUCUCCAACGACACCAUCCUUUUGCACGGGCGCUGAUCCAUACGAUUCCGUUCCAGCCUGCACAGCAGCGCUCAGUGGGUGCACUGAACUCUGAACUCGAGCAGCUGUUGGCCAUGGGAACCUCACUUGUCGAUGAUCCCACAUUGAAUGAGUCUUAUGACAAUUAUGUCGCAGACGCAACGUGCGUACUGGAGUCCCGAUUGUGCCUGCCUGUGCCUUCAAUGGAGGAAGAGGAGCACACAAUCCAUCUCCCCCUAGCAAUCCAGCAAGAUGACCCCAUCGUGCAAGCCCUUUUGGGGUGCCUUGAGACCUUCUUUACCAACAGCGUCAUAGUCAACCUGGCGCUGACAGGCGUUUUCAUGAGCCUGGCGUCGUCGCAUCUAUUCUCUCUGGAUGGAUGGGUGCUGGUUGACCCCAAUCAGUAUGAUUCGCGGCCAUCUGAGACCAAUGACCAUUUUGAAGACGUUCGGCGGGCCUACCAAGCACCGACUUGGCCUGCGACAGCCACGCCCACCUUGACCGCGGCGUUGCAGAAGCUUGUGAGCCAGAUCCAUCAGUGGCAGCGCGAAAUUCCAGACUUCGACAUUCUUGUGGCUGCUCGACGCGAGCUCCUCCACCAUGAUGAUCGCCCACAAACUCCCGAUAGAUCGUCAGAGUCACCCAUGCCUCCGAAAGACCGCUCGUGUCCAUCUUUCCCCGGAUCCCCGGACGCCGCUACACCAGCUUCCCGCGGUCGGUCACCGUAUCCACCCACCCCGUCCGAGAUCACCGAUCGGGAACGGGCCGGGUCGUCUAACGCUCCGACCGAUUCGCGCGAGUCCUCCAAUACCCGAACCGUGGUCGCUGAGGCUCUUCGUCAGCGUCUUGCCACCCCAUUCCCGCCUGCUUCCGCCGAUUCAUCCGCCACGGAGGAAACAUCCAGCUCGGAGGAGACUCCCGAUGCCAUAGUCGCUACUUUAGGGCAUGUAUUGACGAACGUCGUGAUCCUUUAUGAGUUCCUCUUGGAGCUUUCGGCGGUGGUACAAGUACGAGGAAGUCUCUUUGAAGAAGCUGGCUAUGUUUAA
Molecule: messenger RNA, 2400 nt
Organism: Penicillium salamii
Lineage: Eukaryota; Fungi; Ascomycota; Eurotiomycetes; Eurotiales; Aspergillaceae
Source: the annotation of a GenBank genome assembly